Saccostrea cuccullata (small rock oyster) is the source of this 1474-nucleotide messenger RNA. RefSeq names its product uridine-cytidine kinase 2-like. The record is from RefSeq and is a predicted model, not a curated record. The transcript is spliced from 7 exons. NCBI's taxonomy places the organism in Eukaryota, Metazoa, Mollusca, Bivalvia, Ostreida, Ostreidae. Gene Ontology annotation, molecular function: ATP binding; ribosylnicotinamide kinase activity. The coding region runs from base 88 to 930 and encodes 280 amino acids. Gene Ontology annotation, cellular component: cytoplasm.
UGUUUAUAUAUUGCGUCAUGUGCCUUGACUUGUUUAAAAAUGUCUUCUGAAUAAGCCUAGAAUUCAAAUAAUUUUAAUGAUUCAGGUAUGCUAUUUCGUCAAAAAUUAUUGACUUGUUGUAGAUAUUUUGCAACAAACUUCAAACUGCAGAUGAUGGCUUCAGCACACACUUCUGAGACGAAUGGACAGAGAAAGAAUGGAUACGAAAGAGAUAGAGUUCCUAGACCUUUUGUAAUCGGUGUAGCUGGUGGCACAGCCUCUGGAAAAUCCUCAGUGUGUGCCAAAAUCAUGCAGCAGCUGGGUCAGGAUGAUGUAGAUCACAGACAGAGACAGGUUGUUAUAAUAAACCAAGACACAUUUUACCGUCCUCUUACACCGGAAGAGAACGCAAGAGCAUUGAAGGGGGAGUUCAACUUUGAUCAUCCAGAUGCUUUUGACUAUGAUUUUAUGUUGCGAACAUUAAAGGAUCUUGUAGCUGGGAAGGCAGUGAAGUUACCACAGUAUAACUAUGUGACAAAUGCCAGAAAUGAGGAAUGGCAUACCGUAUACCCUGCUGAUGUUGUUCUGUUUGAGGGCAUCCUGGUGUUUUAUUUUAAACAACUUAGAGACAUGUAUCACAUGAAGCUUUUUGUGGACACAGAUCCUGACACAAGAUUGUCCAGAAGAGUAUUAAGAGACACAAAAGAGAGAGGGAGAGACAUUGAGAAUAUACUUCAUCAGUAUACAACCUUAGUAAAGCCAGCUUUUGAAGAAUUUUGUCUCCCAACAAAAAAAUAUGCUGAUGUUAUAAUACCCAGGGGAGCUGAUAAUACAGUGGCUAUUGAUUUAAUUGUGCAGCAUAUUCAAGAGUUACUGCGACCUUCCAAAAACCUGGUUAAUACUAAGAGACCGCGUCACAACUCAGAUUCCUUUGUUGGCAGGCCACACUAGGAUUUCCCAUUGUGAUCUUUCAAAAACAUGCUGUCUAGCAAAAGUUCAGUGAAAACUUAUCGGUCAGCUCAUAACUAUUAGCAAUGGUUAAUGAGUCUCAGAGAUUUUUAAACAACUAAAUAACAUGUAUAUUCACUGCCAUUUUCUUUGGGACUGGAAAUGAUUUUUGACAAAUAUAUUAUGUUUACUAUAUUUUUUGAUGUUUACAUGUCUAGGUUAUAUGAUCUUUACAUCAAAAUGUUUGUAAUUUAGGGUAAUCACCGUGUCUAAAAAUUUUCCAUGCAUCUUUGUGCUUUCAAGCAUUUUGAUCUGAAUUGGCAAUCGUCAAGUUCCAGAAAUAUGAGCAUUUACAUUUAUGGCCAUUUUAUUUCCAUGAAAUGGUGAAAAAAAUUAUAAGUUCAUAAAAAAAUAACAUUUUAGAACUGAACCUCUUUUUGUGUGAUUUUUCAGGUAGCACAUGCAUGUUACCUAAAUGCAUUCAGCAUGUUCACCGCCCUGUUAAACAAUCAAUUUUUGAAUAAGAGUACUGGAUGACCAAGUUCAU